AUGAAUGUGGUCAACAUCCCAAAACCAAAGGACACGACUAAUGAAUUGGCCAAGAGAAUGGCAACCGAUGGGUCUGGCAGACUUGAUGGCGGCGGAUUACAAGUCAAGGACGUCGACAUCACGAGGUUGAAGCGGUUAUACACGUCCAUACAGUGGAUGACAGACUUGAUGGUGAUGGAUUGCAAGUGGCUACCGGUUAUCAGAGGAUCUAGAAUGUUCAUAGCGGUGGCAAAGCUCAAAGCACUGAAACAACAACUCAAGGGACUGAAUAGAUCUCAGUUUGGUGACUUACACUUAAAGGUCAAACAAGCUAAGGAGAACCUAAAACAACUUCAACAAGAGCUUGUGAUUGACCCCUUUAAUCCCAUUACUCGGGCGGAAGAAAAGGCGCAGCUGGAGGAGUUACUUGUUCUUAGUAGACAUGAAGAGGUUUUGCUUAAGCAGAAAUCUAGAAAUCUAUGGCUGAAGGAGGGUGACAAUAAUAGUAAGCAUCUCCUUGGAAAUCCCAGUCUUACUAGCAUUCCAUAUGAGAGAUAUGCUUCUUUAUUUCAUGAAGAUAUCAAUACUCUUGUUACCUUUCCUGUAGUUCAGAGAUCAGAAAUCCUCAGAGUCUUAAAAGGUUUCAAUGACUUUAAAGCUCCGGGUCCAGAUGGCUUUAAUAGUCUAUUCUACAAAAGCGCUUGGCACAUCAUAGGGAAAGACAUUGAGGAAGCUAUCAUGGAAUUCUUCUCGUCAAAAAGAAUGCUGAAGUCUAUAAAUUCCACGUUGAUUACACUCGUACCGAAGGUUCAGAAUCCAUCUUUCCUCAAGGAGUUCAGACCCAUUUCUUGCUGCAAUGUCAUAUACAAGAUCAUAUCUAAGCUUGUUGCAGAACGGAUUAGGUGCAUGCUUCCGAAGAUUGUCGGCUUCAACCAAACUGCUUUCAUCAGCGGACGACAGAUCUCGGAGAAUAUUCUGCUAUGCCAAGACCUUCUACACAACUACCACAAGGGAGGAAAUGGUAAACGGGUGGCAAUAAAGAUUGACCUCAUGAAAGCCUUUGACAUGGUAAAAUGGGAUGCAGUCCUCGGGGUUCUCAAAGCUAUAAAUACUCCUCACGACUGGAUUGCUCUGAUAGCUGAAUGCAUUACUACUCCGACAUUUUCAGUGAACUUCAAUGGUGAGCAAGUUGGCUAUUUUAAGAGUACGAAUGGGCUGCGACAAGGAGAUCCACUUUCUCCAUACCUUUUUGUAAUGGUUAUGGAAAUCUUUAACAGAAUUAUUCAUGCGAAAGUUGCUGCUUCUUCUUUCAAAUGCCUAUUUGCAACUCUCACUGGACUGCGUUUCCACCCGGACAAAUGUCAAAUCUUUUUCUCUGGGUUGAAUGAGGAUGAGAAGCAUCUUAUACUGGACUACACGCCUUUUUCUACAGAUGAAGUGCUGAUGAUUUGUCGGUGCGCCAUGACAAUAAUGAAGGGGAAAAAGAUGAAUAUUGAGACACUACCAGUAGAGCAAACGGAUCACGGUGUCAAUAAUGAGAUGGAGCUUCAGGUAGAGGCUUUUACAAUGAAUGAGACUUGGAUCCUCGGUUGUUUAAAGGGGACAAUAGAUGUUGGUAUAGUGUAUUGGAAGGACGGCAAUGACAGUGUGGCCAGGGGUUAUGUGGAUUUGGAUUACGUUCAUGACUUGGAUGAGAAGGUCUUCAAUGGGGUACAUGUAUGCGCUGAUAGGUGGUGCAAUGAGUUGGAAGGCAUCCUUACCAGAUAA
Messenger RNA from Syzygium oleosum, 1746 nucleotides. RefSeq lists its product as uncharacterized. The record is from RefSeq and is a predicted model, not a curated record. NCBI's taxonomy places the organism in Eukaryota, Viridiplantae, Streptophyta, Magnoliopsida, Myrtales, Myrtaceae. The transcript is spliced from 7 exons. Bases 1 to 1746 code for a protein of 581 amino acids.